AUGCUACCAAUAGCGGCUGCUACCGAGGAGCUUGGCUACGCAAGCAGGUGGAAGAAGUGCUCCCAUCACAUGCACGACAUGCACAGUGGCCUGUUUUCAGAGUUCGAGUUCCAAGACUUGUCGGCAAAGACUCCGCCGCGACGACAGCUUCUCAGCGAGCAGUUCCUUGGCUGGCCGAAGGCAAAGAAUCCUCCGCGCAAGCCACUUGCCUGCAGUUUGCAGAUGUCGGGCCAGGGCUCCGUCUUCUUGGCCAUGGCGUCCGACAUGCAGAAGUUCCAGCAACCCACACUUCUCACUUCCCUUCCCUCCUUGCGAGCUGAGACAGCCAGCCCGAAGUGGCGUGUCGACCACGAGGUGUUUGGGAGCCCCACGCUGAUGCCGCACCUCGAGGAGCUCGAAAGUGGGAUAUAUCGAUCCGGCCAGCGCGAAAGUUCUCUGCUCUCCACCAUGAGCCUCUUCACGAACUACUCGAAGCGAAGCUGCGGCCGUGCCUUUCUGCAGAGAGUCGUGGACUCCGCGAAGUUUGAGUUCCUUUGUGGCCUGUUGAUCUUGGCGAAUUCGGUUCUGCUUGGGGCCACCAUUCACUGGCAAGCACGCCACCGCACAACUGGCAUGCCGGACGUCAUGCAUGCGGUGAGCUUUGCCUUCAAUGCUUUCUUCGUGUUGGAGCUCUGCGCACGGCUUGCUGCCUAUGGGUGCCGAGCAUUCUUCUGCACAUCGAGCAACUACAAGAUCAAUUGGUUCGAUACGGGAAUCGUGUUGACGAUCUUGCCGCAGCUCGUCGCGGAUGUGUUGAACAUGGAUGCAACAAGGUUUUCACAUCAUGGCAGCAACUUGCGCGUCCUGCGAGCUCUCCGGCUUGUCCGACUUCUCCGACUUGUUCGGUUGCUGCGUGUUGUGCGGUUCUCCCGAUCGCUCCAGACCCUUCUCCAUUCCAUCUUCGUGACUCUUCGAGAUCUGUUUUGGGCGAUGCUGCUUCUGGCGCUGUUGGUGUACAUGUUCGCCGCAGCUUUCACAGAGGCUGUAAACCGUGCCCUUGUCAAUUCUCCUGACGCCUUCUUGCCGGAGGAGGCCGCGGCACUGGCAAGGCUAUUUGGAGACCUGCAGCUGUCCAUCCACACUCUGUUCAUGUCCAUCGCUGGUGGUUUGUCGUGGGUCGAGGCCACGAAUGCGCUUCAACGGAUCAGCUGGUGCUGGGUCUACCUCUUCUGCUCGUACGUGGCUUUCAGUUUAUUUGCCGUCCUCAACGUGAUGACAGGUGUCUUCUGCAAUUCUGCGAUCAAGGGUGCAGAGAAAGACCAGGAGAUGGCUGUGCAGGCGCUGAUGGUCGACAAGCAUGAGCUCAAGAACGUGUUGACCAAGCUCUUCCGGGACAUGGAUGUGAAUGACGAUGGCUCUGUAUGCUACAAAGAGUUCAAGCAGUGCAUGCAGGACGAGAAGGUGAAGAACCUUUUCGAAGCUUUGGACCUCGGGCCAGGGGAUGCGACGCUCAGACUCAUCUUGUGGCUUAGGGCUUCGGGAUUUGAGGAUUUCAGAGUCCCAGAGGCAAUGGCUGGAGGUCAUGGCAGCUUGAACAGAGAUGAAUGCCAAUCUUCCUGA
Symbiodinium sp. CCMP2456 is the source of this 1599-nucleotide messenger RNA. NCBI's taxonomy places the organism in Eukaryota, Dinophyceae, Suessiales, Symbiodiniaceae. The record is from the annotation of a GenBank genome assembly.